Messenger RNA from Chinchilla lanigera (long-tailed chinchilla), 1206 nucleotides. It is a transcript of the gene Dynap, whose product is annotated as dynactin associated protein. NCBI's taxonomy places the organism in Eukaryota, Metazoa, Chordata, Mammalia, Rodentia, Chinchillidae. The record is from RefSeq and is a predicted model, not a curated record. Gene Ontology annotation, biological process: activation of protein kinase B activity. Gene Ontology annotation, cellular component: plasma membrane; Golgi apparatus. The transcript has 5 exons. Gene Ontology annotation, molecular function: metal ion binding.
AUGUCUGAUCGAGGCGACGACUGCUAUUUCUUUUUCUACUCCACGUGCGCCAAGGGGGACGCGUGCCCGUUCCGGCACUGCGAGGCCGCGCUGGGCACCGAGACGGUUUGCACGCAGUGGCGAGCAGGGCGCUGCUCCCGGCAGCGGUGCCCGUACCGGCACACGGCCGUGGAUAAGAAGCGCAGUGAGAUUCCGUGCUACUGGGAGAACCGGCCGCUGGGAUGCCAAAAGCUCAACUGUGCUUUCCACCACGACAGAGUGCGGAGCAACAGUGAUGAAGUACAGCAAUGUGACAUGCACAUAUAUGCUAGGUCAAAGGGUAGGUGCAUACACAGUGUCAGGGGCCGCCAAGCGGCGGCAUCAUUUCCCGCUCUCCCAGUAAUACGUGAGAGUUCCACAAAGGGCAAUGGACAGACUGAAAAAUAGUCUUGGAGUUAAGCCUGUGAUAUUGACAGGGGCAGAAUGGACAGAAAGCAUGGAAAAUACACAGUAAAUGUUGAAUGUUCUGGAAAUCAGCUGCCAAGCACGUGUCCACAUGACCAAGAGGCCCACAGUUCCACGUGCUGGAGUCCACCUUCGAAUGACAUGACCAGUGACAACUGCUCCAACUUAUCUGGAGUCUGGGUGAGCCCAGGAAUCCUUGCACAGUCAAGAUGCCCACAGGCAGAAUUGUCCAAUACACAGAUGAAAGGAAAAAACUGCAGCAACUGGUCUCCAUGGAAAGUUUUCCUGGCUUGUCUUUUGGCAUGUGUGAUAACAACAGCCAUUGGAGUUCUCAUAUUAUGCCUGGUAAACAAUAAAGGAAAUAAUUCCACCAUUAUUGUUCAGCUACCCACAAAUAAUGGAGAACCUGCAGCAGCCCCUGCAACUUCUCAGUCUACAGUGACCACCACUUCAGCUCAAACUACAACAGCAACCACUUCAACAGGAUCUACAGCCUCUGCAGUCUCUGCUAGUACCACACCAGCGACAACCUCAGCCAUCACUUCAACUCAACCCAUAACCACGGCAGCUGCAACUUCUGCCACAGGAUCUACACCUGUUGCAGCAUCCACUGGAGCUAUAGCCACAACAGUCUUAGCCAUCGCUUCAACUCAGCCUGUAACCACAACAGCUGGAACACCACAUGAAGGCACAGUCUCCACAUCUGCCACAGGAUCUACAGCUACUGCAACAUCCAGUAGAGCUAUACUUCCAGUAGCUUAA